AUGACUGAGACAGAGGAAUUCAAAGAAGAGUGUCAGCUGCUACCAGGUGCUCAUUUUAAUGAAAUAUGCUGUGGCAAUGAUGACAAAUCAUGCUGUGAUAAUUCCAAGUAUAGUGUAAAUUUGCUUGACUGUGGUUCAACAUCUUAUGAAGAUCGUUUUGUUCUUGGGCCUGCUGACGAUAAUACAUGUAAUCUGAUGAUCUGUAGUACACAGCUACUAGAUCGAGAAGACGUUGAUGAGUAUACUUUCAAAAUAGCUGCAUCAAACAAAUCAGAUUCUCUAGGAAAUCCUUCUACAAAUUGUGUUGAUUUACUAACCAAUGAGAUGAUAUUAAAGAUCAAUAUCUCGGAUAUUAAUGACAACAAGCCAUACUUCACACAGACCAUUUAUGUCAAAGGAAUUCAUGAUAACACUAGAUAUGGAUUAUCAAUAUUACAAGUUGAAGGUUCUGAUGACGACAUAGGUGAGAAUGCCAGACUCUGUUACUCUGCUAGUGAGGAAGCCGAUGAGAAGUUCAGUGUUUCUUGUAUAGAGGGUGAUGUACAUACUGUCCAAUCGAGUUAUACUGACUACGUUGGAAGUAAUUGUACUUUUGAUGUAACUGCACAAGAUACGCCUACUGAUACCGAACCCAACCUGUCAACAAAUAAUGCUGAGGUUAUU
Molecule: messenger RNA, 663 nt
Organism: Saccoglossus kowalevskii
Lineage: Eukaryota; Metazoa; Hemichordata; Enteropneusta; Harrimaniidae
Product: protocadherin Fat 4-like
Biological process (GO): homophilic cell-cell adhesion
Cellular component (GO): plasma membrane
Molecular function (GO): calcium ion binding
Source: RefSeq, a predicted model, not a curated record